Molecule: messenger RNA, 1482 nt
Organism: Periophthalmus magnuspinnatus
Lineage: Eukaryota; Metazoa; Chordata; Actinopteri; Gobiiformes; Gobiidae
Gene: sim2
Product: SIM bHLH transcription factor 2
Exons: 11
Coding region: 1-1482 (493 amino acids)
Biological process (GO): regulation of transcription by RNA polymerase II
Molecular function (GO): protein dimerization activity; RNA polymerase II transcription regulatory region sequence-specific DNA binding; DNA-binding transcription factor activity, RNA polymerase II-specific
Source: RefSeq, a predicted model, not a curated record
AUGAAGGAGAAAUCCAAGAACGCAGCAAAGACGCGGCGAGAGAAGGAGAACGGAGAGCUGUAUGAGCUCGCGAAACUGCUGCCGCUGCCCGCCGCCAUCACCUCUCAGCUGGACAAGGCCUCCAUCAUCCGCCUGAGCAGCAGCUACCUCCGCAUCCGAGCGCUCUUCCCGCACGGUACUCGGGAUGGACGCACUCCCCCGGCGCGCUGCAGCUCUUUGGACAGCGUGGCCAAAGAACUGGGCUCACACCUUUUACAGACUCUGGACGGCUUCGUGUUCGUGGUGGCCUCAGAUGGUAAAAUCCUGUACAUUUCAGAGACCGCCUCCGUGCACCUCGGCCUGUCACAGGUGGAGCUGACAGGAAACAGCAUCUUUGAGUAUAUCCACCCCUCAGACCACGAGGAGAUGGGCACAGUGCUGGGCCUACCCCUGCUGCAGCCUCUGUGCACAGAGUUUGAAAUGGAGUGCUCCUUCUUCUUGCGGAUGAAGUGCGUCCUCGCCAAACGGAAUGCUGGUCUGACCUGUGGAGGGUACAAGGUGAUUCACUGCAGCGGGUACCUGAAGGCAUGCCAGUUCUCCCGGGACACGUCUCUCUGUGGGGAUGUGUCCCGGUGGCGUGCGGUGGCUCUGCUAGCCGUAGGACACUCGCUGCCCCCCAGUGCUGUCACGGAGAUCCCCCUGCACACCAACAUGUUCAUGUUCAGAGCUGGACUGGACUUUAGGCUCAUGUUUCUGGACUCAAGGGUGUCUGCACUGACAGGGUUCCAACCAGAGGACCUCCUGGAUCGGAGCCUGUACGAGCUGGUGCACCUGGCGGAUGUGCUGCCCCUGCGCCACACACACCAACUGUUGUUGCUUAAGGGUCAGGUGACCAGCAAGUACUACAGGCUGCUGUCCAAGAGCGGGGGCUGGGUCUGGGUCCAGAGCUACGCCACUAUCGUACAGAACAGCCGCACAUCCAGACCACACAGUGUUGUCAGCAUUCAGUAUGUCCUCAGUGAGCCGGAAUCCAGAGAGCUCAGGCUCUCCACUGACCAGAGUCUUGCCCCCCAGCACCACAGCACACCGGUCAAGAGGACAGUGUCCAAGAGGGACAAAGAGAAGACCCGCCUUCAGCAGUGCAGUGUCCCCGGUUCUUCAGUAAUAAGCAGACAAAGACGUGUCCACUCUGGUCCCCUGGUGUACCGGCCUCUGUCCAGCUUGUCCCCACCCCACACUGAGCGGACCCCCUGGGAUUCAUGGGGCCCUGCCUCUACUCUGAACCAGCUCCACUGGAGGAACAGCUCUCCCAUCCACAGCACAGGCCCUGUGAUGGACCCCAGCAGCAGACUGAAGAGAGAGGCCCCUGAGCACUGGCCAUUGCUCCCUAGGACUGAGCACCUCACAGCAGCUCAGAGAGGGGCCAUCCGCGGACACGCUCAAGUGGACCUGUUCAGAGAGACCACCAACAGCCUACAGACUACAUCACCAAACCUCGACUAA